Molecule: messenger RNA, 315 nt
Organism: Symbiodinium sp. CCMP2592
Lineage: Eukaryota; Dinophyceae; Suessiales; Symbiodiniaceae
Source: the annotation of a GenBank genome assembly
AUGCACGUGCAGCAGGCCAGCCAGCUAGGCCAGCGGCCGCUGCCACAUCGGCGCAGGCGCUUGGGCGCCGCUGUUUUGGGCCUUGCCGUGGUUGGGGCGUCUGCCCAGGUCUUCGUUGCCCCCGUGGAGGCAUCCAGGCGACAGAGACAGCCAUCGGAUCUGACGACUUUGGGGACCUUGGGGCUGAGUCCGUUGCUGCUGGCAGCUCCUGCAGAGGUCCUGGGCCCUCCCUGGCAGCUCUGUGUUUGCAUCUGCAGCGCAUGGCGGAACUGCUUCUCAGUCUCAUGCUUCCGCUCCAGCAGCACAUGCUGCUGA